Molecule: messenger RNA, 2607 nt
Organism: Syngnathus acus (greater pipefish)
Lineage: Eukaryota; Metazoa; Chordata; Actinopteri; Syngnathiformes; Syngnathidae
Product: tubulin monoglycylase TTLL3-like
Exons: 15
Coding region: 291-2345 (684 amino acids)
Biological process (GO): protein polyglycylation; cilium assembly; cilium movement
Cellular component (GO): cilium
Molecular function (GO): protein-glycine ligase activity, initiating
Source: RefSeq, a predicted model, not a curated record
CACGCCGGUUUCUGUACGAGCAGGCUCGGCUCACCUCAUCCGGAGCCAGAGUGCACGCAGUCCUUCCACACAUUUCACCGGUAAACCCCGGCGUUCUGUUGGAGUAAAUUGGUGACACACUCUGUGCUGUUGCAUAUCAGGCCCCCUUGGUGUUGCCAUGGCAACAGUAAACCAAGUUGGGGUAGAGCGUGCGUUCCUCCGGUGAAACUCAACAACAAAGUCAGAACAUCUUUGGAGCACCGCAGGAGGGACAAUCUGUGGGCCUGUUGAAGGACCAGAAUCUAGUAACAAUGGUCCAGCAAUGCCAAAGUCAAGUUGAAAUCAAAACACUGCAAACGACGUCACCACCAUUUCGACACGCUGUCCGCUUGCCUGCUCUCAACUCAGAGAGACUAAAGACAGCCAAGGCCAUAGUGGAAAAAACUGUCAAGUUGCAUAAAGUGUUCUCCAUUCAGGGCCCUUACCCGGUAAUUCGGGCCUCAUUGCGGGCCAGAGGCUGGCUGGAGAAGCGGAUGUGUCACCCCGGCCUCCACAUGUCCUCACGUCCUGUUAAAGAGGCCCGCUUGAACGAUGCCGGUGACAGCGACGGUGAAGACGAUGAUGUCAACCAAGAGCAGGAUCCGGCCGGACUGUACAAUCUUAUGUCUCGCAUGGUGCGGAAUGAAAUGGUUUAUUUCUACUGGACAAAUAAAAGAGAUGCCAUCAACACCAGUAUCUUGCAGAAAGAACAGAUGACUAACCAUUUUGCCAAAGCAGGCAGCUUCACCACUAAGGUGGGCUUGUGUGUGAACCUGAGAAGUCUGCAUUGGUUUGACUCAACAGACCCGGACACUUUCUUUCCUCGUUGUUACAGACUUGGAGCCCGGGAUGAGAAGCAUGCUUUCAUUGAGGACUACAGGAGGACAGCCUGCACCAGUCUUUUGAAGUACAUUGUGGAGACAGCACAUAAUGUUCAGGAAGAGAAGAAGAACGAGCACAUGCAAAAAUCAUCGGAGCCCGUGAUGGUUUCCAAAAUGAUCGGCACAGCUCUCAAAGUGUGUUGGGAUUUUCUCGAGAGUUUGGAGCACGCUGACAUUGACGCUAGCUCGGAGACAACGCCAUCCCUUGCUAAGGAGGAGUGGGGGGAAUUUAUCAACAGCUACUACUUGCUUGUUCAUGCCGGAGCCAAAAUUGAGAUCAGCAAUCAUUUAGUAAGACGUUGUAAGUCCAUGCUGCAGAGACUGGCUGACGUCAGUCCACAACUGGACACAGAUGGCAUCCACAACAUCUGGAUCAUCAAGCCAGGAGCCAAGUCCAGAGGCAGAGGUAUCAAAUGUGCCAAGCGUUUGGAUCAGAUCCUCAGCCUGGUGGACAGCGAUUCAGCCUUGAUCAAGGAGAGCAAGUGGGUGGUGCAGAAGUACUUGGAGCGUCCCUUCUUAGUGGAGGGGACCAAGUUUGAUGUGCGCCAGUGGUUUCUGGUAACAGAUUGGAACCCUCUCACCGUGUGGUUUUAUAAGAAGUGCUACUUACGCUUCUCUACGCAGCCUUAUUCGUUGGACACGCUGGACAACUCUGUGCACUUGUGCAAUAAUUCCAUCCAAAAGCAUCUGAGACCUUCUCAUCAACGCCAUCCCAGCAUCCCAGAAGACAACAUGUGGUCAGCCGACCAGUUCAUAACCUUCCUGUCUGGUCGGGGUUACAAAACUCAGUGGGAAAAUGUGGUUGUGCCCGGGAUGAAGAAGUCUAUUAUCCAUGCAUUGCAGAGCGCGCAAGAUCUUGUGGAUUCACGAAAAAACACCUUUGAGCUUUACGGGGCUGACUUUAUGUUAGGCGGUGACUUCCAUCCAUGGCUGAUUGAAAUCAAUGCCAGUCCCACCAUGGCCCCCUCUACACCCAUCACUGCCCGUCUUUGUGCGGCUGUGCAGGAGGACACGCUGCGCGUCGUCCUCGACCGCAGAGCAAACAAAUCAGCGGACACGGGAGACUUUGAGCUCAUAUAUCACCAGGCAGGAGUAGAUAUACCGCAGUAUGUAGGAGUCAAUUUAUUUAUUGAGGGCUUCAGGCUCAAUGGCACCUGUCUGCUUCCUCCUCUGAGACCUUUCAAGCGCUCAGUCCCAAAGUAUCAUGGCACCAAAAAGGAGAUUGCUUCAGAAAAAGUCAAGUCUUUGCCAAAAGUUGUUAAGAGUGCCAAUACUCCUGUCAAAAACAUCUCAAACAGAAUUCUUCCUCCUCCUGUUCCUCAGCCAUCAGUGCCCAUCCCUCUUGAAACAUUCACACUUCAACUGCCGAAGACGGCACACAUAUCCGUCCACCUACCUGUUGAUGCUUGCUCGCAUUCUGUCUCUUUGUGGCGAAGGGGCUUGUAGGUUAAACGUCCUCAGUGAGUACCGAAUGCCAAGAAGAACAAAAAGCACUUACAGGAUGACAUUCCAAAAAACUCAGCGGCCGCUUGAAAUUCAUUUGGUGGAUGGUAAGGAAUCUACAAGCUUCAAGGCUGCCAUUAAUAUUUUGUAAAAUGUACAGGAAAAUAUUAUAUAUUUGUUGCUGUGCUGGAGAUUUAUUGACCGAAAAUCUUAGACUCACUUCAAACAUGUUUUAUCUCUCAAUAAAGUUCCAAUUUAAUUGCUA